Brugia malayi is the source of this 813-nucleotide messenger RNA. RefSeq lists its product as uncharacterized. Bases 1 to 813 code for a protein of 270 amino acids. Lineage: Eukaryota; Metazoa; Nematoda; Chromadorea; Rhabditida; Onchocercidae. The record is from RefSeq and is a predicted model, not a curated record. The transcript has 8 exons.
AUGGCCUUGUUGCAAUUAAAAGUGACAAGACAAGAGGGCUUGAUGUGUACAUCACUGUCAUCACUAGGUCUUAAAGGGGACAUAGUGGACGUCAAGUUUGUUACAUAUCAAAGAGAUGAAAUACCUGAAAGUGCCGCGGAAGGACAAGUGACAUUGCUGAGUAUCAUUAAGCGUUUCUACGUGUCAGCUGUGAGUGCCAGUUUGUCCGCACAAAUCUGUGCGCUAAUGAGUGGAACUCUCUUCAAGCCUUAUAUAUAUGCGCUUGUUUGGUUUGUGGCGUAUUUAUCUGUUCGGAAUUUUAUACUUGCCAUAAGAUUGGCUUCAUCUGUGUUUGUUUGUCGUUGUGUACAUGAAGGGGAGAAUGUAAAACGUAAAUGGGAGUGUUUGUCUGUCAAUUUAGCAAGUUCACUAGCAAGGAAUCGCGAGGCACGUCGUAAGCAACGGGAAAAUCCUAAAUUCCGAGAAGCAGAACGUGCUCGAGCACGUGCUUAUUACAUGUCUCUUUCUUCUAAAGCACCUAAUGAAGGUAUUAUAUGUGGUUCAUGCGGCUUAAUCUUAAAACAUGUGGAAGCUCUUCGAGCACACCGUGCUGAGUUCCAUCCCAGACAAUUCGGAGAGUUAUGUGAAUAUAUUCUUGGUGCGGAGAAAACCGUUGAGAAACUUGCAGUGUAUGGAGCUGCUUCCUCGAAUUCCAUAGAAGAGCAAAAACUAUCUGUACCUUCAGAUUUAAUUUCUAUGUUGAAGCAUUUCAUAUUGCGUCGCAUACCGCCCGCGUCUAGUGAUUUAACAGGAGCUUCGGAAAAAUCAAAUUAA